Molecule: messenger RNA, 330 nt
Organism: Durotheca rogersii
Lineage: Eukaryota; Fungi; Ascomycota; Sordariomycetes; Xylariales; Xylariaceae
Exons: 2
Coding region: 1-330 (109 amino acids)
Biological process (GO): protein phosphorylation
Molecular function (GO): ATP binding; protein kinase activity
Source: RefSeq, a predicted model, not a curated record
AUGACGGACCUGGUCCUGCCGUACUAUUGCGAUGGCGGCGUCUACACCUACUUCCUGUCCCUUAGCUGGGGCGGUAUGCCGAUACAUAACCUCGGCGUCCUCCAUCGCGACGCCGAGCGCCGGAAUAUACUAUACGACACUCGCACGAACAGCAUCAUGGUUAUAGACUUUGAGCGGUCCAAGGCGUCCGAUCAGCAAUCCCGAGGCUCGAUAAGCCCGAACUGCCCCAGGCAGACGGGGAAACGAGGCGCGAAGGCCACUGGGAGUGGCGACCCGUUCGCGCUGGAGUUGCGGUAUGUUCUGGUAGCAGUUUCAAAGUGCAUGAAGUGA